This is a messenger RNA of Trematomus bernacchii (emerald rockcod), 2382 nucleotides long. RefSeq names its product pyridoxal kinase-like. Gene Ontology annotation, molecular function: pyridoxal kinase activity. The transcript has 11 exons. NCBI's taxonomy places the organism in Eukaryota, Metazoa, Chordata, Actinopteri, Perciformes, Nototheniidae. The coding region runs from base 185 to 1120 and encodes 311 amino acids. Gene Ontology annotation, biological process: pyridoxal 5'-phosphate salvage. Gene Ontology annotation, cellular component: cytosol. The record is from RefSeq and is a predicted model, not a curated record.
GCCUGAAGAAAAACUAAAUGUCACUAGCAGCACCGUCGCUUCUGUCCUUCAAUGCUGGAGUUAUUGCUCACAUGCUUAGUGUCCGCGUGUUAGAGCCUGUGCACAUUUUUAAUGCAGCUUUAGGAUUCAUCACGUCUGUUGUCUCUGUACGUUUUUUUAAAACGCAGUCUGUGUUAUUGCGGUAAUGGAGUGUCGUGUGCUGUCCAUUCAGAGUCAUGUUGUCAGGGGAUACGUUGGGAACAAGUCGGCAACAUUCCCGUUGCAGGUGCUGGGCUUUGAAGUGGACUCUAUCAACUCUGUGCAGUUCUCCAAUCACACAGGCUACGCCCAUUGGAAAGGUCAAGUUCUGACAGCGGAUGAGCUAAAUGUGCUGUAUGAGGGCAUUAAGCUCAACAAGGUGAACCGCUAUGACUACAUCCUUACAGGUUACAGCAGAGACACGUCCUUCCUGAUGACGGUUGUUGACAUCAUUCAGGAGCUAAAGAAGGCCAAUCCCAGCCUGGUAUAUGUUUGUGAUCCUGUUAUGGGAGACCAGGGGGCUAUGUACGUUCCAGAGUACCUGCUGCCUGUCUACAGGGACAAUGUGGUGCCUUUGGCUGACAUCCUCACCCCCAACCAGUUUGAAGCAGAACUAUUAACCGGGAGAAAAAUCAUCACAGAAGAAGAUGCUGUUGAGGUGAUGGACUUGCUUCAUAAAAUGGGACCAGAGACUGUCGUCCUCACCAGCACAGACCUGCCCUCCAGACGUGGGGACCAGUUCCUGGUGGCCCUCGGGAGCCAAAAGAUAGUGAAACCAGAUGGGACCGUCACCAGUCAGAUAAUCUGCAUGGACAUUCCCAAAGUGGAUGCUGUAUUUGUGGGGACAGGAGACCUGUUUGCUGCCUUGUUGCUGGCCUGGACUCACCACUACCCCAAAGACCUGAAGGCUGCCUGUGAAAAGACUGUUUCGGUCAUGCACCAUGUCAUAAAGAGGACCAUAACCUAUGCUAACGAGAUGGCUGGCCCUGGGAAAAGGCCCAGUCCGGCACAACUGGAGCUGAGGAUGGUUCAGAGCAAAGCCGACAUUGAGAGUCCUGCCAUUGUUGUGGAAGCUAAGGUUUUACAAAAGUAUUCACACUGAAUACCCUAACGUUGUCGUAAAAAAAUCAAAUUUUGCUGGUUAACAACCGGCUUCAAAUCUGGGCCGUCCUCCAGACACAUGUAGGAAUUUUACAUAAAAAACUGGUUUGUGUCUCUGCCUUACAGAAUCUCUGAGGGAGUACAAUAUGUUUUCAUGAGUGGGUUCAGCAGGAUAUGCUGUAUGUACAUUCUGCUCACAAACACAGUAGAAUCACUGUCAUAUACAUCCGUCCUAUGGCCUGUGUCGACAUCAUCUGCCAUUCAAAACAAAUGACGACAUUAGCCAAUGAUGUUUAGGUUUAAAGAUAGUGUUAGUGUACUUGAAUAAUCACCAAAAUGGUGAAAAUGAUCUAUUCUUUUAAAUUCUUUAUCUAUAAAAUAACUCAUCUGAAUUAAGCUGUAAAGAUGCAUGACUAUGCCUUUACUUGUAUGGAUCAAAAGUAAGGACUAGUACUUGUACUUAAAGUGUGUUGCUCACAAGGCAUUAUAAGCACAGCCAUAAAUUAUUUAUGAUAUAUUUAAAACAUUACUGUUUAAGCCAGAAGCAGCACAUGAUGCAAAAGUAAACAGCUUCCGAUGAAAAGUAAUAAUUUCUUAAUGAUGUCAGAUUCACAGAGAACUUAAGUGCAUAGGGAGUUUUCUGAAUGUGCUUAUAAUGCCUUUGUGUGUUUUAUUAUGCACUUCAGCUCCACGUAUACAUGCAGAUCUAAUGCAUUAUAAGUGUUGAAAUGUUAAUUGUGAGUCCAACAAAAUUUCAAAUCAUUUUAUGCAAUCAAUGUGUGGUCUAUACAGUUUAUUUACCAAUUAGUUUUAUUUCAAAUGUAGUUUAACGAUAAUCAUGAAAAUAGUUGAUGUCUAAAAUAGUUAUUUUACUGAAUAUUCUGAAAAUGUUUUUCACCUCCUUUUUUAAUUAUGCAUUGAUGUCUUGAACUAGCAGAUGUAAUACAUGUUAGAUCCAUGUCUUAAGCAUCUCAAAUUGAGGUAUUUGCACAGAUAAUCUUUAAUAUAUUUACUAAUGAUCAUCAUAUUAAUUUUUGACUGUUGUCAUAUCUUACUUAAAGAGUCGGUAUGAAAGACCAUGCUGUAAAAAUUGCCUUAACGGGGUUUAGAAUAACAACAUUGGUUGUGAAUGUUUUUGUGUACCAAUGUAAUAGUUGAUCCUCACACAUAAUAUUAGAAAGUCAAGUGCCAAGCAUUGAGCUGCUGCUCUGAAAGACAGCAAUACAAGAAGAGAAAUAAUAAAUGAUUCAUAUUUUACUGAAA